Messenger RNA from Sesamum indicum (sesame), 1331 nucleotides. RefSeq names its product chitinase 2. Gene Ontology annotation, biological process: carbohydrate metabolic process. NCBI's taxonomy places the organism in Eukaryota, Viridiplantae, Streptophyta, Magnoliopsida, Lamiales, Pedaliaceae. Gene Ontology annotation, molecular function: hydrolase activity, hydrolyzing O-glycosyl compounds. The record is from RefSeq and is a predicted model, not a curated record.
GUAUUUAACCCUAUAAAUUCCAUUUAAAUCCAAAACAAGCUUCUUAUCAUGUAUGGAAACAACAAUCCACCAUUCCUCCCUUAAUUCAUGCAAAAAUUCCUUCAACGGCACACGACACUUUUCCCAAAUUUCAUAUUCCAAUAUGGGACCGGGACACCACCCUUAAUUCGUUGAACAAGCAGUACUAUAUAAUUAAAGACAACCUUAACUAACUCAAACCCUACUACACUCUCAAGAAAACCACAACCAAGACUAUGGACUUCUCUAAGCAGCUCUCCCUAGCGCUUUUCAUCUUCCAAGUGUUGGUCUUUUUCCAAUCAUCGGCACAAUCCGCCUCCAACAACUCCAAUCUCUUCAGGGAAUACAUCGGCGCCGAGUUCAAGAACGUCAAGUUCUCUGAUCUCCCCAUCAACUCUCAAGUCGAAUUCCAUUUCAUCCUCUCCUUUGCCAUCGAUUACACCACUUCCUCCUCCGCCACCCCAACCGACGGCAACUUCAACGUGUUCUGGGACGCAGACAAUCUCACCCCAGCUCAAGUCUCAGCCAUAAAAAACCAAAACUCCAACGUCAAAGUGGCUUUGAGCUUAGGAGGAGACUCUGUGGGAGAUGGCUACGCUUAUUUCAACCCCACCUCCGUAAAUUCUUGGCUUUCCAACGCUGUUUCCUCCUUAACAAGCAUAAUUCAAGAGUAUAACCUGGACGGAAUCGACAUAGACUACGAGCACUUCAAAACCGAUCCAGAGACCUUCUCGGAGUGCAUAGGAAAGCUCAUAUCAACCCUAAAGAAAAACGGGGUGAUUUCUUUUGCAUCCAUUGCCCCGUACGACGACGAUGAAGUUCAAAGCCAUUACAUGGCUCUGUGGAGAAGUUAUGGGCACAUAAUAGACUACGUAAACUUCCAGUUUUACGCCUAUGAUAAGGGGACUACUGUGUCGGAGUUCCUAGAUUAUUUUGGUACACAAAGCUCGAAUUACAACGGAGGGAAGGUGCUGGCGAGCUUUAUCAGUGAUGGGAGUGGGGGAUUGGCGCCUGAUAGUGGAUUCUUUACGGCCUGCAGUAGGCUCAAGAGCGAGGGGAAUCUUCACGGGAUAUUUGUGUGGUGUGCAGAUGAUUCAAAGGGAUUAGGGUUUAAAUAUGAGAAGCAAUCACAGUCACUGCUUGCAAUUUCCCACUAGUGUUGCAUGUAUAUAUAUAUAUAUGUACUCUUAUCUCCUCUACUUUUUAUCAAUUAAUUUAAUGGAAUAAUUUGUGUUGUUAAUGUUGAAGAAAAGCAUGUUUAUUAAUAAUUUUAGCCUUGUAAGUAUAAGGGAAUAAUUUUUAGUCCUGUUGAA